Molecule: messenger RNA, 5028 nt
Organism: Lethenteron reissneri (Far Eastern brook lamprey)
Lineage: Eukaryota; Metazoa; Chordata; Hyperoartia; Petromyzontiformes; Petromyzontidae
Source: RefSeq, a predicted model, not a curated record
CUUGGAGGAGUCCCAGCCAUCGCCUUGGGAGUUCUUAAAUCGAUUCGCAAAAAGUCCGGCGGCGGUUUAACGAUCUAAUAACGCAGCGCGGCAGAGAUUUCCCCACCUCUUGUUUGUGUGUGUGCGCGUUUGCCUGCUGCGUCGAGUGUCGCUGUCUCACCAAUGGACAGCGGAGAAGACAGCAGCCCCUGGGACAGCCCUCUUCCGAGCGAACGGGAUCCCGUGAAGAAAGCCGCCAAAGACAAGAAGAGAUCCAAGGCGAGCGAGGGAGGCAGCAGCACGUGGGAGAGCGAGGAGGAGCCGGCAGCGUCGUCGCCCCCCCAUCCUGCCGUUUCUCCCGCACAGCGGCAAGCCCCCCCUCAGGGCUCCGAGCCCCCCACUGAGCCUCCGAGCCGUGCGGCCUCGCGCCACUCAACCGCACGCAGCCUGGGCAAGGCCGAGAGACCGGCAGCGGAAAACCAGCGCAAGCCGGCCAAGGCCUCCGAGAGUCUCGACGAGCCUGAGAUGGUGAGCCGCCUCGAUGGAGGAAGGGACAACGACGGCGCAGGCAGAGACUGGGGUGGCUCUGGCUCCGCGCCUCCCUUCAGCAGCUUCUACGAGUCCGUACAAGAUUCCAAUCCGCCGGUGCAAACUCCAGCGCUGAAGGGCGCGCGCGGUGCUCACAAGGCCAGCGUGUACGAGCCCUCUCCAUCCCCUCCGGAUCCAGCCCCCUCGCUCACCGCCAAAGUGGACAAUCGCGGUGGCCUGGGCAGGCUGUUUGGCGUGGAGCACGGCUUCUCUGGGUCUUCCCAGCGACUUGUGCAGUCGCCAAAGAGUGAGGGUAAAGGGGGACAUGAGGCUGUCGGUGUAGACGUGAGCUUUGCGAUGGAGCCCAGUGCGGAGAAGCGAGACACGGAGGAGCCGGAAGUCGUCUCGCCCGUGCUGACGAGCGUCGUUUGCUAUCGGGAUUUGAGGUACAUGUACAGCUACCAGCAAGGACCCCUCAGGUCAUCCAGGCCCCCCGUGGUGGUGGAGGAGGACGCCUACAUGAUGCAGCUCGCCGACCGCUGGGAGGUGACGGUGCGCCGCUUUUACCGCGAGCUCUUCGGCGCUCUGUGGCUGCUCGUGGCCACGGUGGCCGUCUUCGUGGUGGAGCUGGCCGAGUUCGCGGGCCGGCUGGCGCGUACGCUGCUCGUGGGGCUGGCCGGCGCCGCCAGCGACUACCUCCUCCGCCCCGCGCUCACCGUGUCCUUCAACGGCCUGCUGAGGCCCACGGCCGCCUUCACUCGCAGCCUCCUGCUGGCUUUGGCGGAGGCCGCGCGGCCCCUUCUGGCCCUGGCCGGCGAGGCUGUGGACAUGCUGGCGCGCACCGUGAGGGCCUUCAGGCUCGUCGAGGUCAAUGUGGUAGGCCGGAACCUGCGCACCAUGUGAGUGCCCGGGCCAGAUUGGCAGUAGAAUUAUAGGCGGUGGCUGCAUCGCUCGGGGAGUUGACAGUGGCCGAGUCGGGAGCCGUGGAGUCGUUGAGAGCCUGGGUUCAAAUCAUGGUCGGUUUUGGGGUUUUCCCACGAAUAAUGCGAUCAACAGAUCUGCCAAAUACUGCCAGCACUCGCUGAGAUGCUGGAUUCAAGCUCUAGGGGUUGUGUGUCUGCCUCAGGACACGCAUAAUGGUCAUGUCAGACUUACGAAGCGAGCACAACUGCGAUUGUGGGUUCGCGCCCUGUGGUGGUUGUCUCUUGGGUGGCUUAUAAUGGCUCUGUCAAAGAUUGCAUUUCAUUGGAUCCUGGGUUUGAAUCCAGGCUCCAGGCACCUGUGAUUAAACACGGCCAUCAUGUGUAGUGAGUUGAGACAAUUUACAAUCAGGUGGCUGUGUGUGACACUCAUAAUGGCAAUGCCACAGACAAUGCCAGCGCUUGGAGCAAGUGGUCCUCAGUAGCUUCACAAUAUCAGAGCAAUGAGCCUUAGAAUGGUUCGUAAUGGCUGUGGCAGAGAGGCUGAGCCAGUGCCACUUAUUUGCUUGGUUUGGCUCGGAGCAGCAACCUUGAUUACACAAUUCUUGCAAAUCGCCUGAUGAAGCUGGUUCUUGUAAACACCAGCAAAACGUCGUACUCAAAUUGUAAAUGUUGUGGGUUUACUCUGCAACACACCGGUGUGCUGAACUAGCAACUAAUUCACACGUUUUGCUUACUUGACAGACCUUUCUAAUCGGCUGUGUCGGGCGGUGGUGGGUUAAGGACAUAUUUAUAUUUACGCAAUCUAACCCAAAAAAACCUUUAUUAUGGAUAUUGGUCUGGAAAGCAACCUACGUGUAAAACAAAACUUAACACAUUCGUCGAUAACACCUCCGAUGAGCACGGUUGGCUACGUACGGCGCGAAAACACAUUCCUGCGGAGGGAGCUGGUAGGAACGUUGGGUUGCUCGGUCAAUGGCCUGCAGGGUCAACGGCGGCGUGGUGUAUUGCGCAAAUAUGCCCGACUGUGAAGGCGGGCACAAGCCGGUGUGAGUAGGUUAAACGUUGAGUUUUAUAAGGGCACCACGGGGUGACCAGCCCCUCUCCCACCCAGCCCCACCCCUCCCAUUUUUGGGUGCACGACGGACGGACACAAUAAUCCCCUGUGGGCUGGUGUAACCAGGAGGUUCCUACCAAUAUAAGUUCAACAUACGUUACGUACACCACUGUGGCCUGAAAAGGAAAAAAUAUAUAGAACAGGUGGCAUUUCGGGGCAAUGGCCCUUCUUGACGAAUGUGUUCAGUUUCUUUCAUGUUGUUUGGUGCUUAGGCCGCCGCUGUUAGUGUCACAAACACCCGCGAUGAAUCCACAAUGUCACUCUUGUGUAGUUGGAUAUCUCGGAUAACCCGUCACGUGUCAUAUUCUUCACUGAAAUUCAGCCGGGCACAAUUUUGGUGGGAAAAAACUUUCUAUAAAUUUGGCGGAUGACUCCGGUUAACACGGUUGGCUACGUAGGGUGGGAAAGAAGUUCAACGUACAUACACACCAAGCGAAUUUAGUAACCCAGGUGACUUGUGCAUGAGACUUCCUGGUCUCUUGAGAUCUCACCUGGUUAAACAAACUCAACUUUAAAGGUGAACUUUAUUUCAGAGCGUGACGGAGCACUGUAUCGGGUUUGGCUCAAGUUGCCCGUCAGGAUUUGGACUUCCGCUCAACCGUUCUUCUUUACGCGACUCGGGAAUCAUUGCAGGAGUUAUCGAUGAUGGCAUUUCUUUAGCUCGUAAAUUUAUACCCAUAGCAGCGCAGUUUGUACAGGUGAUAAAAUCAAAAAGGAUAUAUAUAUGCGUGUGUGUUUAUAAUGAAACUGUGAAUUCCGAAUGACUUCCAACUAAGGCGGUGUGGUGAUGUGCAUAUGCAAAGGUGCGAUGUAGCGAGAGACGUGGACACGUUUGGGAAAUUCCCCGAGCGUAGCGGGUUCACGUCCACAAUUGCUGGCGAAGUGAACACUUGGGAUCAUUUUUCCGCGAGCAUUUUGACGUAUUUAAUCAAAAUGUGUUCAUUGCAAUUGAGGUUCGAUGUGUUUUUUUUUUCAUUCAACUGUACAGCCAGUCUCAAUAAGCCCUAACAAUGAGUUUGAAUAUUGAGCAAAGUAUCUUCUAUUUUCGUACGGCCAAUGUCAGAUUCAGUCCGAAGUGAUUUAGCCAUUCAGUUUCUUUGUCAGAGAGUUGGUGAAUUUUUUUAUGCAUCACCUUUGAUUUACAUUUGGGACGGAGCGGAGUUAUGCGGUGCAUAGUUUUUGGGGCGCCACAGUGGCGAGAUGUUAACUACCUCGCUGGGUAUACAGGAGGUCGUGGGUUCAAUCCCGACCCUGAUGCCUGCUGCUGUAUAUUUGGAGUUUGCGUGUCUCUCUUCCCGUGGAUUUGACUCCCGAGUCCCCCGGUUUUUCCCUCCACAUUUAGAAUCGACAAGACGCGUUUCGAGUAUUUGACUGCUAUCAAUUUCCACGUGAUGAUGAUGAACCCACUUCGUUGAGCUAUCGUUUGUGAUAGCCAGGUCGCUUCCGUAAAAGAGCUACACAGCUCAGUGGGGCCUUACCUGGUAAAAUAAAAAAGUUUAUAGUUUAGUUUUGUGUUUAUAGCUACAGUCGCACACAGCGGUGUCUUUUAUUUCCCACCUGUGCAUCUCACGUGCUCAUCGCCUCUUCCAUGGUUUGCGCCGAUCAUGUUAAACGCUGUGCAUUGUUUCCGUGGAAAAUGGAAGCCGGACAGUGUAGUGGUGGGCUCGCUGAUGAGCUGUUUGUGGUGGAAGCUGGACAGUGACAGUGGGCUCGCUGAUUACAUGUCUGUGGUGGAAUCUGGCCAGAGAGAUGGUGGGCUCGCUGAUGAGCUGUGUGUGAUGGAAGUUGGGCAGUGUGAUGGUGGGCUUGCUGAUCAGGUGUUUAUCUUCCUGGUUCUUUCGGUAAAGUCACGUAGAAGGGAAGUAAUAAAACAAUAAAAAUAAAACAAUAAAAUAAUUCUCAUGACGUUAUUUUAUUGUGUUUAAUUUUUAUUGUUUUAUUACUUCCCUUCGACGUGACUUUACCGAAAGAACCGGGAAGAUGAAUCCCUGCAGUCGCAAAAGCUUUAAAUCGAAAGAUCAGGUGUUUGUUGGGCACGGUAAUUGAAGCCCACAAGCAAACUCAGACAUGACAUCAAUUCUGCCGUGUUGCACAGUGGUUAGAACAUCUUCCUCGCAAUCACAAAUGUUUGCGCUCACAUCUCGAUUCGGAAUUCAUUAUCAUCCCUCUGCGGCCAAUCAAAAGUAUCAAUGGAUGUCCUAUGCAGUGACUGCUCCCUAGCAUGAGAAUGUGGAAUUUAAAUUUUUGACUAAAGGCCAUCAACAGAGUUGAGCAUUCCACUUUCCUUGUUUAAGUGUCCACACACGUGGACUUUUUGACUUAGUCAAGUAUUUAAUCACUUACGUUUUAAUUUGUGACGAAUAUGCUUUUUGUUGUUGCUUAGCGCGUUCAGUUAUGUUUGCUGUAUUUUUUACUUGUGCAGCUUGGUUUGAUAACGUAUGAAGGGUUUCCAUUUGCUUUAGGAAUAAAAUACACAUAUUAGUA